UUAACUUACCCCUGGUCUGUGUAGAUGGAGGAUUUCUGCUCACGACAAAAAAAAACCCGUCUGUGCAAGUGGUGGAUUUCAGCCACGCGUACAUGGUACAAUAUUUAGAUAAAGAAUAGAUAAAUAGAAAUAGAUGCAAAAAAAAUUAAGAUUGAUUUAAGAUAUAAAUGAAGACAAGUUUAGUAGAACUCGCAUUAUAACAGUUUUAGUGAAGCGCGGGAACCACAUGUGUUUGACGGCCAUUUUCUUACACAGAUGAGGGGUUAAGGGAAACCUGUGAUUGACCUUAGUUCCCUGUAAUGUACUAUCUGGUAUUUGUUUAUGUAUACUCUGUUGGUUUUCUUAAUAAAAAAAGCUGCUGCUAAGGUUGCUAUCAUUUUUUUAGGUCAAAAAACUAAACGGUUCGUAUGUCUGCGGUGGGCUUAGAGCACUUAGAUGCUCUAAGACGAUGGGACACUUUGUACCGUAGAGAGAUUCUUCGCCCAAGCUUUGUACUUAGAAGAACCGACAAGAAACUCUGCAACCGUCGUUCUCUGCGAUUUGAUAUUUCAAUCAUAUUAAGAUAUUGUGUUGGCAUCGUUUUGGUCAAAUUCAUGUCGUAAUUUAUUUCAUCAGAUACUAAAAAACUCAAAACCACUAGUUGUUUUUUUCAACUCAGGAGGUGUCUUUAUGUGGGUCUGGAUCAGUCUAUAUUUCACCAACAGUAUUACGGAACCUACAGUCUACGGUUGCAGUUUACAUGCAGUCGACAAGUCCUUGUUGCGUACCAUUUGAAUUGUUCACUAUUAUCUAUGGAUAAUAAUGACAAUCAUUAUGCCAAAAUGUGUACAUAAAUUAUCAAUCAUGAAACGAAGUGUUUUGCAUUAUUUUUAAUUUUAUUAAAUCAAAAUUAUUAACAUGGACACUGACUACAGCAGUAUGUGCUCGGAAUUAAUUGAGUCACUGGAUUAUUUACGACCCACCGUGAAAAGAACUAACAGGCAGAACGGUUCUGUCUUGAAUUUAGAGUCUAGUAAAGGAGACAUUGGAGCUUUAAAACAUUUAAGUGCAAAGUUCUCAAAGAAAGCUGGAUAUUCUCAGACAAAGAGAAGAGGUGCUGAAUCGUCUUCUUCUCUCAUUCUGGAGAAAACUACUGAAAGAGAGAUUUCAGAAAACUCUACAUCACUAAGUUAUACCGGUUUAAUCGGUACAGCAGAAAACGAAAGAAAACCCUUAAAAAAGCAAAUCCACGGUGCUGUAGAGAAACCAAUAGUUAAAGUUACUAUAAUACCAAAACCAGUGCAGACCCAAACAUCAAAUUUUCUGAAGAAGCGAAAACUUAUUGCGAAAAAAAUUCAAGCCACAGUUUCCAACCACGAGAAUUCUAUCCAGGCCAAAAAUCUAUUUUUAGUGUUGGGUGAACAACAAAGGGACCUCGUUUACGAAUUAAAAAGAAUAGGAAGCGCGAAAUUGGUCAAUAAAAAUGAACAAAAACAUAAAGAUGAUGAAGUGUCACUAGAUCAAAUAUCUAGUCUAAAAUUAGUAUUGGAUUCUCUAAAUAUGGACAAAAGGAAGGACAAGAACAGAAAGAAAAUUCCUAGGAAAUUGGAAGCUAAUUCACCAGAACCAGCUGGUACAUCGAAAUACCACCAAUAUGAUUUUCGAGAGUGCACAUGCCCUAUCAGCCCGAUUACAGCCAAAUCUGAGCAUGCGGGCGAUUUGAACUCUCGUAAAAGCUGCGUAAGGAUUACCGGUCGUGUAGGGUUGACGGAGGAUGACCGUUACGUUUUACAAUACGCAGCUUCCAUCGAUGAUAAACCAGCUAACACCGAAUUAGCUGCAAUCAACUUCAGGACGCAUCGGGACGAGCAAAGGUUUCCUUGCUCACGAAAAUGCAUAACGGACAAUUGCGUAAGAGAAGGUUCCGCGAGGAAUUUCAGGACUCACAGAAAUAGUAACAACCAAUUUGAUUCUUUGAAUGAAUCGCCAAAAAAUGUUGAAAUCCAGUCUACAAAUCCAAGGUGCAAAUUAUGUUCAUGUUGUGAUUGCUUGGACUGUUCUGUCAACAACAGGAAUGUUAGCGCGACAGUUGAUAAAAGGGAUCACAAUAUUCAAGUUGAUCUUCCUGAAGAUAGAAGUUGGGAGUCAGCUCACCAGGCGAGCGGUUCACCUAUGGCACCAAACUUAUUGAAAUGCCAAGCAUCGCACGGCACACAAGUGAAUUUUGAUAUAGGAUUUACAAACACUGUCACCUGUGAUAAUAUUAGUACCAUAAAUACAGUAAAAGAUAAAAUCAUUCAGUAUAGCUGUAUCAACACUACUACAGAUGACAAUGAAUUUUGUGAAGAGAUGACAUCAGACAGCGAAUGUGAUAGGAAUUCUUUGAAAAGGAGUCCUAGUCCCAUGGUUGUCAUAUCUGUUUAUCCCAUUCAAAAAAUGGAUGGUGAAAAAGUUAAGGUUGCAACAAAACCACCUGUUGCCAAUAAAUACUUUUCAUAUGCAAGAAAUAACCAUGUGGAAACGCAACUAAAUAAAGAACGACAAACUAGUAAAAAUUCAAUGAAAAGUAGAUCUGUGAACAAGGGCCCUAAUAUAUGUAGAAGUCGAUCUCCAUCGCCACAAACUAGAAAUCAAAGUAAAUCGAAUUUAAAUGACACCAAAGUUUCAAAAACCAUUAACAAUAGAAAAGCUAGUCCUAUUCAUGAUAGGACAACAGCAAGAACUACUUCACCGCCCAACGUCAAUCGAAAAAUUAAUCUGGAAAAGACAAAAUAUAAUAAAGAGCAAAGUAAAAGUUGGACAAGACCUAAUAGAUGGGCUCAAAAAGAAACCAAAAGUACAAAUACUGAACAUAAUGUCACAAAGAAGUUAUUAGUUGAUAGUUAUACGAAACAGUUAACGGAUUUUUUGCAAAAUAAUAAAAUUAAAAAAUAUUGUAAUUGCAAAAGAGAAAAUGACACAAAUGUACAAGUGAAUAUAGAUGGUAGUGAUCAAUGUUACGACGUAACUUUUUGCCAAGGAAGAAAGGUUACUGAUAAUCGCCGGAAAAGUAAUAAAAUAAAAAAUAGUAAACCAUUGAACGAUUCACCAUCGCUACAGAAUUUACUCAUACCAGAAGAGGAUUCUAAUAAUCGUUCUAUCUCAAAAGCCGUUUCUAAUGAUCAGCAGGACAACGAAGGCACAUUCUCAAGGUUACAAGUCAAAGAUAGUUUAGAAAUAUCUCACAGACGCGAGGAGAGCAACCCUUUCAAUGCAUGGAAGAGUGAAACUGCUACUAAUGAUGGAGAAAAAUUUAAGCGAAACUCACCUUCGAACAAACAUUACAGAGGUGACAGUUGUCCUCUUUCAAAUCCGAUAGUGAGAGAUCAGGAAAUCAGAGCUUUAUUAGGGGUUGAUAAAGGCCGAGAAAAAUUUUCUAGUAUGGUCUAUCCUGUAUACAAUAUUAUUGCACAGCCUAUGCAUUGUUCCUACGAGAGCACAUGCGAUAAAAAUAUUACCAGUUUACCUGUAAAAACUGAAAAUCAACCAGAAAGUUGUGCGUGUACUGAUAUUGCAAAUGCGAUGAAAUAUAAUAAAACCACAAACAUAAGGGAUACCAUACCUGCCAGACUGUGGAAGAUGCGGUGUGAAUGCAAGUUGUCUGUUGGCAAACGUUCCGAUAUUUGCGAAUGUUCAAUGAACAAAGAUGGACAAAAAGACCAAGGAACUGUUACAUCUCAAACUGCUUUAAAUAUCACAACGACCAAUGAAAAUCAACAAAUCCAAUGCUGCUUGGCAAGCACGCGUAACUCAAGCAGUAGUGGUAAAGAUGUACAGUGUGAAUGCAGUAUGUCUAGCUCUUACGACCAAAACAAAAUAGAAAAAGCUUCUGUUAAAUCUGUUUCAAAAACGUCAAUUUUGAUCAAUAAUAAAGCAACCCAACACGGGGAAACCCCCGUACCAAGAACAUCAUUGUACCAACAACUUAUUCUAAAUCGAAACAUACAAGUGUUCUUACAAGUGGAACAGUUUUCCAAACAAAAACCAAUAAUAUUAUCAAGAAAGCAAUACAAUAAAGUUAAGAGAACAAUCGAAAACACUAUAAUAUCAAAGAAGUCAAAACGUAAAACAUGCAUCUGCAAAACUAGUCUGCUGUCUUUAGGUGAAGUUAAGAGAAAAACAAACCAUCGGAAGUCAAAUUUAGACAACAAGGAAGCAGAAACACAACGCGCCAGUGUUAGCGAUGAAUCGAAGAAGAAUAACAGCAGUGAAGAUUUAAAACAGCAAAAUACAUACUAUUUAUUUACGGGAAAACAAAAUUCAGAUAGCGAACACGUGAAAACGCCUCGAAAAACGGCAUCUUCAGUUGAAUUUCGAUUCGCUAGCGUAUCCUGUACAAAAUAUGUAACAUUUUCGUCAACCAAUGUGGAAGUUGGCACCUCUGCUUCUCGGUUUGGUGAACAACAAUCUCCUUCCCUUCAUACAAUUUUUAAAAGUCACAGAAAAUGCGCAUCACCAAAUCUAGGAACUUCACUGUAUUCUUUGAAUUCUGAAGGAGAUACCUUAGGUCAUGAGCCUAAAAAUGCAGAACCUCGCAUUGAACCAAAGGCAAAGAAACCAUUUCUGAGGAGGCUGAUGUCCUGUCUUGUUUUGCGAUCUGCUAAAGUAACCGGUGUGAGCCGUGAAAUAAACGCAGUUACACGACCCUUUAACGAGCCAUCUCUUGAUAGCUCCUUCGAUUCAUAUCAUAUCAGCAGUGCAUUCUGUGGAGUGGAAAUGACGUCAUCGAUGUACGACACUUCGAUUUCAUUUUACAGCAACCAUAGCGUAUAUCCUGUAAAUAGCAAAAUGAAGCGGGGAUUCUUCAAUUCCGUACGUGAGUUCCUCAGCAUACGUAAAAGUCAAUCUUUAAAGGCGAAGAAUCAAUAGAAUAUUUUGGUGCAGCAAUCAUAGUUAAAUCAAUUGUUGUGUUUACUUUGUUAGUUUUGCUUUUGUUUUUUUUUACUGUCUGUCG
Chilo suppressalis (striped riceborer) is the source of this 4972-nucleotide messenger RNA. The record is from the annotation of a GenBank genome assembly. Lineage: Eukaryota; Metazoa; Arthropoda; Insecta; Lepidoptera; Crambidae.